AUGGGCGACGACUUCUUACGACUUGUCUCACAAGCCAACCCAGCUGCACGACAAUACCAGCCUGCGAACGGCUACCCUCCUGGAACGGCUGGUCCGUAUUCCGAUCGCUCGCCUCAACUCCUGGACCCUUUCUUUGACGAUGAAGAUGACAAUAUACCGGAUUCUGCUUUUGGCAGGCCGGCUCCAAUGCAGUCUCAAGAAAGUGGUUUACCAUUAGCACGUUCAGCAGCGCCACCAGCAGGUGUUAAUCCGUCAGGUUCUUCAUCCGGGUUGCCGCAGGGGUGGAAUUUCGACGACGAUGACUUUCAACCUGGAAAUAAUACUAGCUUUCCAGGACCACCUAAUACUACUCCAGCAAAAGCCCCUUCUAAGUCAAAAUUUCGGUCACGGAAAUGGAAAUGGCCUUGGGAGAAAGAGAAGGUUUUGACUGGGGAGCGUGUCGUUGCAUUGAAUAACUCCGUUGCAAACGCUGAAUUUGGAUCGAACUUUGUAUCAACAAGCAAAUAUAAUGUUGCAACCUUUAUCCCAAAGUUUCUGUUUGAACAAUUUUCGAAAUAUGCUAACUUAUUCUUUCUCUUCACCGCUUUUAUCCAACAAAUUCCGGGCGUAUCACCUACACAGCCCUAUACAACAAUAGUUCCACUGGCCGUUGUCCUGAUAGCCUCAGCAUUUAAAGAAUUGCAGGAGGACCUAAAACGUCACCAAUCCGACAACGAUCUUAACUCCCGAAAAGCCAAGGUUUUGACACCUCAGUCCACCUUUAUUGAAAAGAAGUGGAAAGACAUCCAAGUAGGAGACAUUAUUCGCGUGGAAAACAACGAUUUCAUUCCAGCCGACUUGUUGUUAAUGACUUCAAGUGAACCUGAGGGUUUAUGUUAUAUUGAGACUUCAAAUCUUGAUGGUGAAACCAACCUCAAAAUUAAGCAAGCCUCUCCCCAGACUGCGCCUCUUACCAAUCCCAAACUUAUCAAUAGUCUUCAUGGCUCCCUGAGGUCUGAACAACCUAACAACUCACUGUACACAUAUGAAGGGACUUUGGACCUUGUAUCGGAUGGUGGUGUUCCAAAACAGGUACCCCUAGGGCCAGAUCAGGUUUUGUUGCGGGGUGCACAACUACGGAAUACGCCAUGGGUGUAUGGCCUUACCGUUUUCACAGGCCAUGAGACGAAGUUAAUGCGGAAUGCAACUGCGGCACCGGUCAAGAGAACUGCUGUUGAGAGGCAGGUGAACGCUCAAAUUGUCUUUCUCUUCAUACUUUUGCUGGCCCUUUCGCUUGGUUCGACUGUCGGCAGUAGCAUCAGAACAUGGUUUUUCUCAAGUUCGCAAUGGUACCUAUUCGAGACUUCUUCUCUUUCGGGUCGAGAUAUUUUGACAUUCAUCAUUCUAUACAACAAUCUCAUCCCCAUAUCUUUAAUUGUCACCAUGGAAGUUGUAAAAUAUCAACAAGCUCAGCUUAUCAAUUCUGACUUAGACAUGUAUUACUCCCGAACGGACACCCCAGCUCUUUGUCGCACGUCUUCAUUAGUUGAGGAACUAGGACAAAUUGAAUACGUCUUCAGCGACAAAACCGGAACUUUGACGUGCAACGAGAUGGAAUUCCGCUGCUGCAGUAUAGCUGGCAAUGCAUAUGCUGACGUUGUGGACGAAACUAAGCGGGAAGCAGAGGAUGGUAGAGGAGGGUGGAGGACAUUUGCUGAAAUGAGGGAAAGCUUGAACGACGUCGACAAUCCGUUCGUCGAUCAACCACUAUCUCCCAGCAACCCCCAGCAGCAAGAGCAACAGAUUAUCCGAGAGUUUCUUACAUUGUUAGCUGUUUGUCACACUGUCAUUCCAGAAGUCGUAGAUGGGAAGAUGGUUUAUCAAGCAUCCAGUCCCGAUGAGGCUGCGCUGGUGGCUGGAGCCGAGCAAUUAGGGUAUCAGUUCCAUACCCGCAAGCCUAAAUCAGUCUUCGUAAACAUUCAAGGUCAAUCACAAGAAUUUGAAGUAUUAAAGGUUUGCGAGUUCAACUCAACACGCAAGCGGAUGUCAACGGUCGUGAGGUGUCCAAACGGAAAGAUCAAACUUUACACGAAGGGCGCCGACACAGUUAUUCUGGAGCGUCUGAGCCGAAAUCAACCUUACACUGAAGCCACUUUAUCUCAUCUCGAGGAUUAUGCUACCGAAGGUCUUCGAACUUUGUGCAUUGCCUAUCGCGAUAUCUCGGAAGCAGAGUACCACCAAUGGGAAUCUAUUUAUAACCAAGCCGCGGCGACAAUUAAUGGGCGUGGAGAUGCUUUGGAUGAAGCGGCUGAACUGAUCGAAAAAGACUUGUUUCUCUUGGGUGCUACUGCAAUUGAAGACAAACUGCAAGAUGGUGUACCAGAUACUAUCCACACCUUACAGAUGGCUGGUAUUAAAGUGUGGGUCCUAACUGGCGAUAGACAAGAAACCGCUAUCAACAUUGGAAUGUCAUGCAGAUUGAUAUCGGAAUCCAUGAAUUUGGUUAUAAUCAAUGAAGAAAACGCCCACGAUACCGAAGAUUUUAUAACGAAGCGUUUAUCUGCCAUCAAAAAUCAAAGAAGCAGCGGUGAACUUGAAGACCUUGCCCUCAUCAUUGAUGGAAAAAGUUUGGGCUACGCACUGGAAAAGAAUUUGUCGAAAACUUUCCUAGAGCUCGCCAUCAUGUGCAAGGCUGUAAUUUGCUGUCGUGUAUCUCCAUUGCAAAAAGCUUUGGUUGUCAAAUUGGUGAAGAAAAACCAGAAAGCCAUUCUUCUUGCUAUUGGAGAUGGAGCCAACGAUGUUAGCAUGAUUCAAGCUGCUCAUGUUGGUGUCGGUAUUUCUGGAGUCGAAGGUUUACAAGCUGCCCGUUCAGCUGAUAUAGCUAUUUCCCAAUUCCGAUAUCUGAAAAAGCUUUUGCUUUAUUCUUUCUUCAAUAAUUUCUCAGGACAAAUUGCCUACGAAUCGUGGACACUUACAUUCUAUAAUGUUGUGUUUACUGUUCUUCCGCCUCUUGUCAUUGGGAUAUUCGAUCAGUUUGUUUCGGCGCGAUUUUUGGACCGAUACCCUCAACUUUACACCCUUGGUCAGAAGAACGAGUUUUUCACUAAAACUGCGUUCUGGCUUUGGGUUGGCAAUGCGCUUUAUCAUUCUCUAAUACUUUUUGGAUUUUCCGUCAUUCUCUUCUGGGGCGACCUUAAAUUAGUCAAUGGUUUGGAUACCGGACACUGGUUCUGGGGAACAACUCUUUACUUGGCUGUGCUACUCACAGUGCUGGGAAAGGCUGCUCUCAUAUCCGAUAUAUGGACAAAAUAUACCGUAGCAGCAAUCCCCGGAUCAUUCGUCGUCACGAUGCUCUUUUUACCUCUAUAUGCUGUUGUUGCUCCUGCCAUCGGUUUCUCCACGGAAUACCAAGGCAUUGUACCGCGUCUUUGGGGAAACAUCGAAGAUGGUGUUGACUUUCUCGCCAGUUACCGUCGAACCUAUAUGCCGUCGUCUUAUCACAUCGUCCAGGAGCUUCAGAAAUAUAACAUUCCCGAUUAUAGACCAAGACAAGAGCAGUCCGCUCAAAAUGCUAUGUCUAGAUUCCAAAAGGCCAUCAAGAAAGUUCGCGCCACUCAACGGAUGCGACGAAACCGAGGCUUCGCCUUUAGUCAAACGGAGAAUUCGGGUAAGCAGGAUCAAGCAAAGCUCAUUCGCGCGUACGACACAUCAAAGACCAGUGCACGACCUUCUGGAUAUUAG
Molecule: messenger RNA, 3720 nt
Organism: Psilocybe cubensis
Lineage: Eukaryota; Fungi; Basidiomycota; Agaricomycetes; Agaricales; Agrocybaceae
Product: putative phospholipid-transporting ATPase
Exons: 19
Coding region: 1-3720 (1239 amino acids)
Biological process (GO): phospholipid translocation; intracellular protein transport; endocytic recycling
Cellular component (GO): plasma membrane
Molecular function (GO): ATP hydrolysis activity; ATPase-coupled intramembrane lipid carrier activity; magnesium ion binding
Source: RefSeq, a predicted model, not a curated record